Sciurus carolinensis (gray squirrel) is the source of this 429-nucleotide messenger RNA. RefSeq names its product small integral membrane protein 23 (gene Smim23). Bases 1 to 429 code for a protein of 142 amino acids. The transcript has 4 exons. NCBI's taxonomy places the organism in Eukaryota, Metazoa, Chordata, Mammalia, Rodentia, Sciuridae. The record is from RefSeq and is a predicted model, not a curated record.
AUGGCAACCCAACAGAUGGGGAGCCGGGGGCAGGUGGCUGCCGAGCUGCUGGAAGGGAGAAGGGGCAGCCACAGUGAGGACAAGAAGCAGACGCUGCUGGCGUUGCUGGUCUUGCUGCUGUACCUGACCACAGGCAUAUCGGGAAGAAGCUGGGAGGUGCCCAGAAGGAUCAGGGAAUGUAACUACCCGCAGAAUCCCGUGGCUCCCCAGGGGUUUGAGUAUCACAUGAGCGACCCUGCUGAGGAGCCGGUAAGGGUGCUCAGGAACUGGGUGAAGAAGAACCUGCACGUUUUCCUGGAGAAGCUGGAGGAGGAAGUGCGGGAGCUGGAGCAGCUGGUGCGGGACGUGGAGUCCUGGCUGGACGUGGUCCUGGGGGAGCCGCAGCCACACCCCGAGGAGCCCUGCUCCACCCACAAGGCUCACCUGUGA